AUGUCUAAAGUUACAGAGCAACUGAAAUUUUUGAAUAAAAUUAGCAGCACUACCAACCUGCCCCAGAUCCUCAUAGAUCCGAAGAAGUAUUCGGGACUCAGGUUGACGUUUCAAACGAAAAACCAUAAUGGACAUAUGGGUGCUAGAGUCUUUUGGCAUAACUACCUGCCCACUUUACAAUUUUACAAUCCACGAAUAAAAUUUGAUGUGGUAAGAAUAAAGAAUGAAGACAAGCAAAAGAGUGUUCCAUGCAAACUAGAAAUAUUAUGUCAAGAAGGCUCAGUUACAGAAACUAUCGAUAUGCGCAAUAAAAUGCAUGAAGACAUAAUGAGAGAUUUACUUGACAAGAUAGAGCACAUUCCUCUUCCAGAGAGUGAGGUUAUGAAAGUACCAUCGUCAUUGAGGAGUAUACACUAG
Molecule: messenger RNA, 417 nt
Organism: Saccharomyces kudriavzevii IFO 1802
Lineage: Eukaryota; Fungi; Ascomycota; Saccharomycetes; Saccharomycetales; Saccharomycetaceae
Gene: MRP49
Product: mitochondrial 54S ribosomal protein mL61
Exons: 1
Coding region: 1-417 (138 amino acids)
Cellular component (GO): mitochondrion
Molecular function (GO): structural constituent of ribosome
Source: RefSeq, a predicted model, not a curated record